Molecule: messenger RNA, 3067 nt
Organism: Dentiscutata heterogama
Lineage: Eukaryota; Fungi; Glomeromycota; Glomeromycetes; Diversisporales; Gigasporaceae
Source: the annotation of a GenBank genome assembly
UUAUAUGAUGAAGAAGCUGCCAUAAUUCUUGAAAAUAUAUGGAAUCGCGCCAAGUAUUUAAAACUUGAUCCUCACGGACCAAAACAGAAAGAAAUUUCUCGACGUGUUCCUCUCGUUGAACGGUAUUUUACUCGUAUUCCGCUUAACGAAAAAACGCAAAAGUAUCCAAAAGGAAGUCUGGCUGUUGUAAAUAAUGGCUGGAUCUGGAAUGCAAAUCCCAUGCAGGAUUUUGCAAGUAGCGAAUCAUUUGCCUAUUUACGAAGGGAAGUGAUCGUUUGGGGUGAUUGUGUGAAAUUAAGAUAUGGUAAAAGCAGGGAUGAUUCGCCUUGGCUUUGGGAUCAUAUGUUAAAAUAUACUACACAGCUUGCAUCACUUUUCCAUGGGUUCCGUAUUGAUAAUUGUCAUUCUACUCCACUCCAUGUUGGACAAUAUCUUCUCGACGCCGCCCGUCGCGUCCGUCCAAACCUUUAUGUUGUCGCAGAGUUAUUUACCGGCUCGGAAGAGAUGGACAUAAAAUUUGUAAAUCAUCUGGGCAUUAAUUCUCUCAUUAGAGAGGCUAUGCAAGCUUGGGAUUCGCACGAGUUAAGUAGACUAGUUCAUCGACACGGCGGAAAACCUGUUGGGUCUAUAGAUGCAGAAUGUCUUACGGACACAUCAACUUGUAAAAACGUUGAUGAAUCUUCAGAGACAUCUUGUUUUGUAGUUCCCUUGACAGGCUCCAAUCCACACGCGCUUUUUAUGGAUUGUACUCACGAUAAUGAAACGCCUCAUCAAAAAAGAAUUGCUGAGGACUCUUUAUCAAAUGGUGCACUUGUUGCAAUGAGUUCUUGUGCUAUUGGAAGUGUCAAAGGAUAUGAUGAAAUUUAUCCAAAAAUAGUUGAUUUAGUAAAAGAAAAUAGACUUUAUAAAUUGUAUGAGAAGCCUCUUGAAACUGGUAUAGGAAGAGUUAAAAAAGUAUUACAGCAUUUGCACGUUGAAAUGUCGUUAGAUGAAUAUACAGAAACCCAUGUGCAUCACGAAAAUGAUUGUAUUAUAGUUCAUCGUGUUAAUCCACAAAAUCAUAAUGGAUAUUUAUUAAUCGCACAUUGCGCUUUCUCUGGUCCUCCAAAACGUAGUUGUAAUCUUUCUCCUGUCAAGUUAAGAGGUACAAAGGCCAAAGUUCUCUUUUCUACAAAUUUGGAGGUCCAAUCCGAUGAAUUUGUUCGUGAUGAAAAAUAUCUUACGGGACUCCCCGCAUCACUUAAACCACUUAAUACUCCCACAUUACAUGAAACAUCUGAUGAACGCGGAAAAUAUACUGAGGUUACACUGCCAAAAGAAUUUCCCUCUGGCAGUGUCACGCUGCUUGAAACGGAGGUGGAUAACCAUAAAUCUUUGGAUGAAACUCUUAUAUCAGAUGUUGACGGAGCUUUUCAAGAAUUAAAUUUGGUCGAUCUGAAUAUAGUAUUAUAUCGAUGUGAUAGCGAAGAAAAUGAUAUUACGCCUGGUCAUGGCACAUACCAAGUGCCUGGUUUUGGUAAUUUACCGUAUUGUGGUUUAGAGGGCUUUAUGUCACUUUUACGUCCAAUAAUGAAAGAAAAUGACUUGGGUCAUCCGUUUUGUAACAACUUACGUGAAGGUCAUUGGGCUUUAGACUAUAUUGUGGACCGUCUUGUUAGACAUUUGAAGUACGUACCAAAUCUUAAAAGACUAUGCGAUUGGUAUCAAGAAAGAUUUGCCCUUGUAAAGACAGUACCGGGCUUUUUAGUUCCAAAAUAUUUUUUUUUGGUUAUGAAGACGGCAUAUUCUGCAGCAAUUAAACGAGUUAUGGCACAGUUAUCACCUUGUGCAUAUGAGGGAAGCUUGUUUAUCCAAUCACUUGCUUUGUGUUCAGUGCAAAUGUACGGAAUAGUUUUAUCUACUGGAUUACACCCUACAGAAAUUGGUCCAUCGAUGGCUGCGGGGUUGCCUCAUUUUGCUACCAGCCAUAUGAGAUGUUGGGGACGUGAUGUUUUUAUUUCAUUGCGUGGUUUGUUCCUUACUACGGGUAAUUUUGAAGCUGCUAAAAAGCACAUAAUUGGAUUUGGUAGUGUACUUAAACACGGAAUGAUUCCUAAUUUAUUGGAUGCUGCGCGUCGACCACGUUAUAAUUGUCGUGAUGCUCCUUGGUGGUAUUUACAAUCAAUACAGGAUUAUUGUAAAUUCUCUCCGGAAGGUUUAGAUUUUCUUAAGACGCCUGUUAUCCGACGAUUUCCCCAAAACGAUGAAUUUAUUGAAGCAGAUGAUCCUCAAUCCUAUAAAUAUGAAGUUACUAUUCUUGAGAUUAUUCAAGAAAUAAUGGAGCGUCAUGCUCGUGGAAUUCAUUUCAAAGAAUGGAAUGCAGGCAUUAAUCUUGAUCAUGCUAUGACUGAUAAAGGAUUCUAUGUUGAUAUUGACGUUGAUUGGGAAACUGGCUUUUUAAAUGGUGGAAACCAAUGGAAUUGUGGUACUUGGAUGGACAAGAUGGGAGAAUCAGAAAAAGCUGGAAACAAAGGUCAACCGGCAACACCAAGAGACGGUGCAGCGGUCGAGAUUAUUGGACUAUUAAAAUCUACUUUGCGAUGGAUAACAGAAUUAAAUAAAAAUGGUCAUUAUCCGUGGAAUGGUAUUGAACUCAAAGAUAAUCCUACGAAGAAAUUUAUUACGUUUGCCGAAUGGAAUGAUUUAAUCCAAAAGUCGUUCGAGAAACAUUUCUAUAUUCCCAUCGACCCAAAUGAAGAUUCAAAGUACAAAUUAAACUCCAAAUUAGUUAGCCGUAGGGGCAUAUAUAGGGACUUGUGUAAUUCUUCUAGAGAUUAUGAAGGUUACCAAUUGAGACCAAACUUUCCAAUUGCUAUGGUUGUGGCACCUGAACUAUUUGAUGAACAUUAUGCACUUCAAGCAUUGAAUAUUGCACGUGAGAUAUUAGCUGGACCGUUAGGAAUGCGUACUCUUGAUCCAAAUGAUUGGGCAUAUCGCGGUGUUUAUGAUAACAACAAUGAUGGUACUGAUCCAUCGAUUGCUAAGGGAUGGAAUUAUCAUCAGGGCCCUGAAUGGCUUUGGUGUACUG